This is a messenger RNA of Pocillopora meandrina, 1103 nucleotides long. Lineage: Eukaryota; Metazoa; Cnidaria; Anthozoa; Scleractinia; Pocilloporidae. The record is from the annotation of a GenBank genome assembly.
AUGAAUCUGUUUAAUUAUCCAAAAAGUGGCACUUCCUCUACACAGGAUCUGCAUUUAAGCCAUGCCAGGUGAGUAUCUCAUUUUUAAUGAAACACUGGAAAUGUAAAGCAACCAGCCAACAUAACAAAUUAUUUGCUUUAGGUCUACAUUCAUUAUUCCACCCGUGUACAACCUUUUGUCAGCGAUACUCCAUGUGGACUGUGCAUUUUUCCUUGUUGGCAUCCACAACCUGAAUUUAAUGUAGUGAGUGCACAACCCAAUUCGCAAGCAAAUUGGCCAACCAUCUCAACAUUUCAAAAUGCAGAACUGGAUUUGAGAGCAACUUUGCCAACAAUCUCAACUCUUGAGAAUUCCAGCGUAGACAUCAGCACUAUGGUCAGUUCAAAGAACUGUUCUUCUAACUGGUCUGAUGCAAAAAUUGGGUUUCUAAAAUGUGUAGGGAGAGACCAUCACCCCAUAAGCAAGCGGCACAAUUCCUCCAAUUGGAAAUCAAUUGUCUGUGAGCUAAAUAAGCUGCUAAGGGAACAGGGCAUUGGGUCCAUUCACACAGGAAACCAAUGCAAGGCAAAGAUACAGAAUUUAGAAGACAAGUACAAGCACAAUAAAGAUCAAGAUAAUAAAAGUGGUUAUGAUCACAAAACCUUCACAUAUUACAAAGAAUUCAACAAAAUUCUGGGUAGCCAUCCCAAAAUCACGCCGAAAUCCAUUAUUGACUGUGGGUUUGAAGACAGGAGCCUCUCAAUGAAUAUCUCCCUGUCAUAUUCUAGUAGAAAGUCUGCCAUUCCACAGAAGGUCAAUCACAUUUAGGUGCAAACUGUCUCCACAGAAGAAUUCUUCAAAACAACAGUGCCCAAAAUCUACAGCGUCUAGUAUGGCCAGGAAUAACGAUAUUGCAUUUUCUGAGUUGCUAUUCUUCAAGCAUAAAUGUGCAAGAAAGACCAAUGAAAAGGAGCCUGCUACCAAACAACCAGCUAUUAGAAGACCAAGAAAAAAGGGAGUCUAACAGUCAAAGCCCCAGCAACACUGAGUAUUUUGUUUUCCUGAAUGAAAGUCAGAAACAUGAUCACAAAUUUUUUGGACAACUGGCUGAGAAGGAGGCUUAA